Messenger RNA from Ziziphus jujuba (common jujube), 536 nucleotides. RefSeq names its product sm-like protein LSM3B. Gene Ontology annotation, biological process: mRNA splicing, via spliceosome; P-body assembly. The record is from RefSeq and is a predicted model, not a curated record. NCBI's taxonomy places the organism in Eukaryota, Viridiplantae, Streptophyta, Magnoliopsida, Rosales, Rhamnaceae. Gene Ontology annotation, cellular component: precatalytic spliceosome; catalytic step 2 spliceosome; P-body. The coding region runs from base 70 to 363 and encodes 97 amino acids. Gene Ontology annotation, molecular function: RNA binding. The transcript is spliced from 3 exons.
UAUAAAUCAAAACCUCCAAACCAAAAACCCAAAGAAAACAGAGAGAGAGAGAGAGAGAGAGAGAGGAGAAUGGCGAGCGAGGAAGAGAGUGCGGUUAAGGAGCCGUUGGAUUUGAUAAGGCUCAGCCUCGACGAGCGCAUCUACGUCAAGCUCCGAUCCGACCGUGAGCUCCGCGGCAAGCUCCAUGCUUAUGAUCAGCAUUUAAAUAUGAUUCUUGGUGAUGUUGAAGAAAUCGUUACUACUGUAGAAAUUGAUGAUGAAACAUAUGAAGAGAUUGUUAGGACUACAAGGCGCACAGUUCCUUUUCUCUUUGUUAGAGGAGAUGGUGUUAUUCUUGUUUCACCUCCUUUAAGAACAGCUUGACUUUGGCUUACUCUUUUAGUAAUUGUGACCUGAGCUGAACUCUGUCUAUGUAAUAUUAGUUUUUAUAUUGGUGAAUGAACGGAUUUCUUGGUGUCAAGUAUUUUAAAUGAGUAGUUCAACUGUACUUAUGAGAUGGCUGAGUGAAUGAAAUUUCUUGAGCUACCCUUCUAGCU